Molecule: messenger RNA, 2364 nt
Organism: Suillus subaureus
Lineage: Eukaryota; Fungi; Basidiomycota; Agaricomycetes; Boletales; Suillaceae
Product: Septin-domain-containing protein
Exons: 6
Coding region: 253-2118 (621 amino acids)
Biological process (GO): cytoskeleton-dependent cytokinesis
Cellular component (GO): septin complex; cytosol; cell division site
Molecular function (GO): GTP binding; GTPase activity; molecular adaptor activity
Source: RefSeq, a predicted model, not a curated record
GGAAUCCUAAUGGCCUAUCAACCAGCGCAGGUUGCUAUGGGUUGCCCUGAGCUUGUGAUUCUGUCGAAAUAUGGAUUUGACUUAUCCUUAACACCAAAAUUACCGCUGAAGCGGAAGCCCUGUUGCCUGUAAACCUUUCUCUUUGGCUGUAAACUGAUAUUCCUAUAUCCCUCACGUUCUUUAUUCUACCAGUGUUGAUACCCGCCCCACACUGUCGCACUCUCACUAUUCUUCUAUUUCUUGUAUCUCAUCAUGUUUUCUUUUCGCAGAAAACCCCGAACUUCAGACUGCACGGGGUCACCACUGAAAGCCUCUCCCUCUCUGCCUGAGCUGCAUUCUCAAGGCAUUCCGUGGCCGGAAAACUUGGUAGAUGUCACGGUAAUACGCGAAAGUUCCAUUCCAGAGCCAGAACGUUAUCCCCAGCAAGGUGCGGUCAAAAGCUCUGUAUCAUGCUCCGAUCGUGCCCCCAUUCCGUUCCACAAACCAUUUCGGUUAAUUGCAGGACAACCGGCGGAAAAUGGCAGCAAGAUUUCGUCAAUGUAUAUGUCUCACCCUCCGUCUGCGUUCGGUAAUUGGAGAUCUUCCACCGUUCCUGUCCCGUCACCACGGCGAUCCCACCGUAAAAGCCGUACUCCACCUGCGUUCAACCUCAUGGUUGUAGGAGCAAGAGGCACAGGGAAGACUUCGUUCUUGCGUUUGCUUCUCGAAACUGCAGAUAUAUCAUCAAAUGCGACAGAAGACCAGCGUGUGGGCUUGGACCGGUUUUUAAAUGGUUCUCUGAAGCACACACAGCAAAUUAACACGGCGUGUGUUGAAAUUUGCGAGUCGCGGUAUGACCGAGUGCUUCUGACUGUCAUUGAUACUCCCGGACUGGAUUUCAGCGAUGGGCACGAGUUGCGGGUUGAACGUCAGGUCAGUGGGAUGAUCAAGUAUCUUGACACGCAAUAUGCAGAUACAAUGAAUGAGGAGUCUAAAGUCGUUCGUCAAAGCAAAGGGGAUCAACAUGUUCACUUGUGUAUCUUUAUGGUUGAUCCCUCGUCUAUAUUGUCACCGUCACCUUGCGCCCAGUCUAUGUCGGGCAGAGCCCGGUCAGAUACCACGGUUUCUCGGACUACCAUCGGAGAUACCCAGGAAGUCAUUUACCAUCAAGAAUAUUCCAGAGACUUCGCAAUGUCCCCCGCUGAGCUUCGCGUGAUCCGUCGUCUUUCGGCACGGGUGAACGUGCUUCCUGUUAUUGCACAUGCGGACUCACUUACGGAUGACACGUUGUCGCUGGUGAAAGCUGCCGUUCACAGGGACCUAGAGUCAGCUGGGCUAGACUUUGGGGUGUUCUCUACACCCAACCCGAAAGCGGAGUCCCCCGCAUCGGUAUCGCUCUUGGACGAUAAAACUGCCACAACGUUGCCGCAAGAAGUAAACGGUCACCGUGAGAACGGUGACAUCCACCAAAAUGGGAGCUCUUACGUUGCAAAUGAUAGUGAAAACAAGGGUCGUCCCUCACGUCCAGUGAUCACACUGAAAGGGACACGGCUUUCCCGUUCCCGUUCCCGCUCUCGUCGUGACCUAUCUGCCAUAGUUCAAGACGAAAGAAAGCCCUACUAUCCUGAUGGCGCCGAAGAAGAUAGCGUAGCGAAUAUUCGUUUCUCAGCUCAUGUUGUUUCUAAAACAGAUAUCUCAACGUUACUCCCCUUCGCGCUUAUCGCUCCAGAACAGGCAACUUCCCCGCGGAUUAGACGGCCGCAGCCAGCUUCCCCUGAAUCUAACCUUUCCGCUCGGGGAGACACGACAGGGCCCUCUAGCCCUGUGGCAGAAACACCCAUCUCCCCUGAUAGUCCUACUGUCCGCAAAUCCUUGUUUCUUCAGGGUCCCCCAGAGGAUCUCAGGGGCAUUUUCACUAGGAAGUUCAGAUGGGGGACCGUUGACGUACUGAACCCUGACCAUUGCGAUUUCGCUGCCCUUCGAACAGCAAUCCUAUUGACCCAUCUCAAGGUUCUCAAAGUACAUACUCGGGAAGUUCUGUACGAGAAGUACCGAACGGAGAAACUCUUGGCUAGGCGUGCAACCAGGAACAUAGGCCCCGAGGAAGCAAAGCGUCUGUUGGAAGAUCUUGGCUUGUAAUCCCGUCGAUUUAUUCCUAUUUAUGAGUUCCCUCUUGUACUCCCUAAUCUUUGAUAACUUCCUCUGCACCAGUUGUAUGUUGUACAUAUGUUAUCGUUCAUACCAUGGAUCUAUUUUUUGUAUUCCCUUUCACAUUGGGAACAUCACAUUGGGCUUGCCGUCCCCCGCACUUUUGGAUUCAAAUCUACGCUCCUUUGCAAUACACUACUUUUGAACCCCUGUUUGAAAUUGACUGUGAUCUGGCAC